AUAGGAGUUCACUUUUGAGUUUCGUUUUCUCGUGCACUCCGACUGAACAACCGUGGCUACGGUAACUCUGUAAGGAAGUCACAUGAGCAGCACGUGGCACACACUGUUAUCCCGAAUGAUCAGGGUUGUAUUUUAAGAUCUAAAACCUUUUCUUUUUUCAUUUCUCGUUUUCUAAAAGCAUCCAUUAGAGGAAAGAAAGGAAUUCAUAUCCAGUUCUUCACAUUCAGCUCUUCGAGCUUCCCAGUUGUGUGGUGAGGCUUGCUCCUGCGUGAACAAUCAACUGUUUCUGUAAGGAUCAACGGGCAUCGUCAGAAUUUGUGAACUUCUGUUACCCUGAAGGAUCAUGGAUUCCGGCUCUGGGAACGGCUCUAGUGAGCUGGAGGCGGAAUCAAAUAAUGCUGACUCUGUUGAAGUGAUCCUAUCUAGUGGAGAAACAUUGCAAGAACUAGAUAACGUUGGGAAACUUAUUUCCAAGAUCGAACUAGAUUUGGCAUGCGCCUCAGAGAAACUUGUUAAUUUGAGUGUACUUAAAUUGCAUUUGGAAACAAGGGAAAAUUGUUUUGAGGCUUUUGCUGCUGAGGAGCAAUCUAUAAAUGGUUGCCUUGAUAAGGCAUCUGAGUUUGACCUUUUAUCCACGUUCUUGGACUCUGAGGUAAGGGAACUAGGUGGUUUCUUGUCCACCCUUCAAAUGGAGAUUGACUAUUCCCACCAGCUCAUACCUUCACAAGAGGAUGCGGGGGAAUGUUGCAGGAUGUUAAAAGAAAAGUUGUAUGGUUCUGAAAGUUUACUAAAAGACUUAGAAGCUCAGCUGUUGGAAUUGGAGUCACAGUCAUCCAAUUUUCUUAGGAUUCUCUCAACUUCUACUGUGGAUGGAAAUCGGCAAGAUGAUGACAAGGCUUUUGAAAGUAUUGAACUGGCUGCUCCUUUAACUCCAAAUACAAAGAUAAAAAUGGAGACUGCGGAGCAUCAGAGGCAUGUUUUGCAAAUGCUGGAAAAGUCCUUGGCGAAUGAGCUGGAUCUAGAGAAGAAGCUUUCUGAAUCAAAACAAAGUGAAGAAGACUUGAAACAUGGGUUGCAGCAACAGCUGUUAUGCUUAGAAAUAGAGCUUGAAGAUGCUUAUGAAAGGCUGUUUGAGGCAGAAAAUGCUUCUCAAGUUCUAUUGGGGGUUUCGAAAGAGCUUAGAGGAAGACUGCAAAUAACACAAUUUAAAUUAGACAGUGCAUUACAGAUAGAGGGAGACUUGAAGUCUAAAUUGACAAUUUUGAGUGAACAGUUGUCUGCUAAAGACAACUCAUUGCAGAAGUCAGAGAAUACUUGUGAAGAGCUUAGGAAAAAGCUUACCUCAGCUGAUAACAAAUUGAGUGAUACUGAUUUUCGCAAACAUACUGCUACUUCAUCUACUGAGAGUGGCUUUGACAUGAAGGUUCAUGAAAUGGAAGCUAAAUUAAAAGAUCUUAUGGAAAAUAAAGCCAGAGCUGAAAGAAGAGCUGAGGUUGCAGAGGCUGAGUGUAAAUCAUUAAAAGAUGCUAAUAUGGAACUUUACCAAGAUCAUAUUACCCUUAGGAGUAGUAGCAGUUUAACGUGUGAGAGAGUUUGUCUGCUUGAGAAGCAAUUGAAGGAAUCAGAGCUAAAUAUUCAACUUGCAGUAGCAUCUGCUGAAGCCAGUCAGGAGAAACAAACCAUGCUAAAUAUUACCAUCCAGGAUAUGGAAAAUGUAAUUGAGGUUCUUAAGUCGAAAGUUCUUGAAGCUGAAAGUCAAACUGAGAGUGCUGAAGAAAAGUGCAUCAUCCUAUCAGAAGCUAAUGCAGAUCUCAAUGACGAACUGAAUUUUCUGAAGGGUAGAAUGAAAUGCUUGGCAUCAUCAUUGCAUCAAGCUGAGGAAACAAAGAAGGCAACUGCCAGAGAUAUUUGCCUUCAUGCUGAACUGAUAACAGACUUGAUUAUGCAAUUGACACUUGAAAGAGAAAAGCUUCAUAAGCAGAUAUCUUCAUUGGCAAAAGAGAAAAAAGCAUCAGUUAUGCAGUCUGAGGGUAAGGAAACGGUCCCUGAUGUUCCUUUUGAUGGAGAUGACGAAUAUACGAGAAAGUUCAUUCCUGCCAAGCGUGAUGUUUGGUUUGCAAAUUCGCCAAAAGAGAGUGGAGAAACUGCUGAGCUGUCUUUUAAAAAAGUGCAGGACAAACAAUAUAAAGCAAUGCUCAAUGAUGAAGAAGACACUCUUUCAGUAUCCAAGCUUGGUCCCACAAGGGACAUAGAUGCAAGGCAGCUUAAGUUGAGCUACUUCUUCAUAGCUGCUCUUUUGAUUAUGGUUCCAGCUCUUCUGGCUGCUCUGUAUCAGCACAAGAGCAGCAAAUCAUGACGAUGAUUGGUGCCAACUGAGUCGAUUCUGGCUUCAAGGAACCCAAAGCCAUUUUUGAGGGUUAAUGUUGAACAAAAAGAAACAAAGAAGUUUCUACAUGUUCAGGAGACAUUGCUAGUCGAAGAACACCAUAGAAUUUUGUUUGUACCUUCAUAUAACUGUGCUCCGUAGUAGUUAGUUAAAAAAUGCAUAAUGCAUAUAGUAGUACAACUGUACAAGGACACCUGAUUGCCAAAUUACUCACUGACUUCCUUUAGGCCCUGUUUGGUUGGAGGGUUUCGAAAGGGAGAAGAGAAUUGCAUGAUUUGUGUGUGUUUGGUUGAAGGAAAUAGGGGGGAAGAGGAGGAAAGUUGAAGGUUUCCAAAAUCCUCCACUUCCUUCUAUUCUCAACCCCUAAAGGAGGAAACGUGUUGAUAACGACAAACUAUUCAUCAUUUUUCUUAAAAAUGUAAAAAUGUAAAAUCCUACGUGAAUGGACAAAACGUUAUCAUAUAAAAAUGUAAAAAAUAAAAAAUCUUAAAAUCUUAAAAAAAUUAAAUAUUUAAAUUUUUAAAAAUUAAACAAUUGAAAAAUUAAAAAAUAAAAAAAUUAAAAAAUUAAAAAAUUAAAAAUUAAAAAAUUAAAAAGAGUAAAAAAUUAAUAAAUUUAAAUUUAAAAGAUAAAAAAAUUAUAAUAUUAAAAUAUUAAAAAUUUAAAAA
Cuscuta europaea is the source of this 3054-nucleotide messenger RNA. Lineage: Eukaryota; Viridiplantae; Streptophyta; Magnoliopsida; Solanales; Convolvulaceae. The record is from the annotation of a GenBank genome assembly.